Molecule: messenger RNA, 2545 nt
Organism: Lepidothrix coronata (blue-crowned manakin)
Lineage: Eukaryota; Metazoa; Chordata; Aves; Passeriformes; Pipridae
Gene: PPM1D
Product: protein phosphatase, Mg2+/Mn2+ dependent 1D
Exons: 5
Coding region: 95-1642 (515 amino acids)
Biological process (GO): protein dephosphorylation
Cellular component (GO): nucleus; cytosol
Molecular function (GO): mitogen-activated protein kinase binding; cation binding; protein serine/threonine phosphatase activity
Source: RefSeq, a predicted model, not a curated record
GGGACACCCGCAAUAGUCCUCGCUGUCGGCGGCGCUGGGCGGGGAGCGGCGGGCGAGCUGCCCCCUCCUCUCCCCCCCCCUCCUCCUCCUCCCCAUGGAGGGGCCGUACGCGCUCGGGGUGAGCGUGUUCUCGGACCAGGGCGGCAGGAAAUACAUGGAGGACGUGACCCACAUCGUGGUGGAGCCCGAGCCGCCGCCAGGGCCGCACAAAGGCGGAGCGGCGCCCGCAGGCCCCGGCGCCGCCGAGCCCCCGGCCGAGGGCGGGCGGCGCCGGGGGGGGACCCCGCGGGCGGCCGAGGAGGGAGCGCAGCCCCCCGGCAGCGGCCCCGGGCGGCGGCCCCGCCGCUCCGUCGCCUUCUUCGCCGUGUGCGACGGGCACGGCGGGCGGGAGGCGGCCCAGUUCGCCCGGGAGAACCUGUGGGGCUUCAUCAAGAAGCAGAAGGGCUUCGGCUCGGCCGAGCCGGCCGAGGUGUGCGCGGCCCUGCGCAAGGGCUUCAUCGCCUGCCACCGCGCCAUGUGGAAAAAGCUGCCAGAGUGGCCCAAGACCAUGACGGGCCUGCCCAGCACGUCGGGGACGACGGCGAGCGUGGUGAUCAUCCGGGGCUCCAAGAUGUACGUGGCCCACGUGGGGGACUCGGGGGUGGUGCUGGGGGUCCAGGAUGACCCCAAGGACGACUUUGUGAGAGCUGUGGAGGUCACACAGGACCACAAGCCAGAGCUGCCCAAAGAGAGGGAGAGAAUCGAGGGCCUUGGGGGCAGCGUGAUCAACAAGUCCGGAGUGAACCGUGUGGUGUGGAAGAGGCCCCGGCUGAGCCACAACGGCCCCGUUCGCCGCAGCACCGUCAUCGACCAGAUCCCCUUCCUGGCCGUGGCCAGAGCCCUGGGUGACCUCUGGAGCUACGACUUCUACAGUGGGGAGUUUGUGGUGUCCCCUGAGCCCGACACGAGCGUUCACACCAUCGACCCCCAGAAACACAGAUACAUCAUCCUGGGCAGUGACGGGCUCUGGAACAUGAUCCCACCCCAGGAUGCCAUCUCCAUGUGCCAGGAUCACGAGGAGAAGAAGUACUUCGUGGUGAGAGCAUUCCUUCCCCCUCAGCUGUCGGAAGAUGAGCCGUGGCCACGCCUGAGCGCCGCCGAGCCCGUCCCUCCCCUCCUGCACAGCCCCGCGCUCACAGACAAGUACCUGGAGCUGCCAACCGAGAUUGCCAAAAGCAGCGUCCCUCCCUCGGGAGGAGCCCCGAAGGAUUCCGGCCCCCAGGAGGAGAAGUGCAGCAAAGCGCUGGCUCUGCGGAUACAGGAAUCCUACGGCAGCGGCCUGUCGGUCAGCCUGGCCCCCUCCAACUCCGCCAACUCAGGCACGGACCAAAAAGGCUUCAAGGUGUCCCCUGCCGGCCAAACUAAAGCGCAGGAGGCGGAGAAAACGCCCGCGGCGAACUUUAAAAGGACCUUGGAGGAAUCCAACUCGGGCCCGGCGGUGAAGAAGCCGCGGCGGGGGCUGGGCCGGGCGCUGGGCCCGCAGGGGGAGGCCCCGGCCCGCAGGACCCCCGCCAAGCUGGCCAUGAGGCGCAGCCUGCGCGGGCAGAAGAAGCUCAGCCCCGGCCUCUUCCACCCGCCCAGGAAAGCCGUGUGCGUGUGCUGAGGGAGGCACAGGAGGCGCUCAGUGGGUGCAGAAAGUUUUGGAAACUCUUUUAUCUUUUUUUAAUAAAAGUAGAAACUUUUUUUGGUAUCCGACAGCUUUAUCCCCCCCUCCACCCCCUCCCGGCCUUGUACUUGCUUGUAUUAUAACUGUGAAUUUUGUAGAUGUGUAGGGUAUAAGUCACUGUAAAAUGUGUGUAAAUUUGUAUUCCUUCAUAUAAAUGUAGUCUCUUUUUUUCUUCCUUGUAUAAUUGUUUUAAAACCUUGUUUUUAAAAAGGAAAAAAAAAAAAAAACCCGAACACAAAAAAUUAAUCCUUUUUGUUAAUUUACUAAAGUCAUCGAUUUGUAUACGCUUCUUGUGAGGAGAAUUUCACAACUUUUUAACGAAAGUAAAUUAUUAAACAGAACGGGAGAUAUGUAUUUUCGUAGUCCAAUAUGUUCCACCUAAGGUGUGUCUUUUAGAGAAUACACUAGGUCUAUAUUUUGGUUUUAAAUUUUAGAUUUCUCUACUCAGAAAUGAAAUGUAUGUGGAAGCAGAGAUUUGGGUCUUGCUUUACACACCUCCAUGUCGAUUUUAUGUUCAUUAAAAUACUAUGCAGUAUCUUUAUUUAGUUGUAUUUUUUGUAACAAUGAUCGUCAAAAGUAUUUAGCAAAAAAAAAAGUGUGUUUUAAAAAAAAACUCCCAACUCCCCAGAGCAUCCAACAAAGCCAUUCCCAUCCCCUGUUCCAGAUGAUGGCAUUUUAUCCAGGCAUAACUGCCCUUUGGAGACGUGUUUUCUGGUAUUCCAAUACUGAUGGUGCUGCUAAUACCUUUCAACACAAGUUCUUAAAUUAUUUUAUGACUAUUUUCAUUGACUGUGUGGACCAUGUGUAUGUUCACCUCAAUAAAACACAUGAAAAUCUCAA